Darwinula stevensoni is the source of this 370-nucleotide messenger RNA. NCBI's taxonomy places the organism in Eukaryota, Metazoa, Arthropoda, Ostracoda, Podocopida, Darwinulidae. The record is from the annotation of a GenBank genome assembly.
AUCAUUUUCUUCAUAUCAAGAGCCUAUUAUGUCAUAGAUGGCAUCAGAUCCAGAAAAGAAGCAGAGGGAACUAAUGCUCCCUGUCUCUCGUAUUCGAAUGAUUAUGAAAAGUUCCCCUGAGACUGAGAGCAUUGGACAAGAGUCUGUUCCUCUAAUAGCUAAGGCCACUGAACUUUUCAUUCAACACUUGAUACGCAAAGCUCUGCUGCGAAGCAAGGAUGGACAGCAUGUGACCUAUGGAGAUCUUGCCAACAUUGUUCAGGGAAUAGAGAGAUAUGAGUUUCUCCAAGACAUUGUGCCCUCCAAGAUAACCUAUCAGCAGUAUUUGGAGAUGAUGGCCAAGAGUGAAGUAGAUGAAGACAUUCCAUAG